Molecule: messenger RNA, 2027 nt
Organism: Rubroshorea leprosula
Lineage: Eukaryota; Viridiplantae; Streptophyta; Magnoliopsida; Malvales; Dipterocarpaceae
Source: the annotation of a GenBank genome assembly
AAUUUAAUUUUAAAUAAUAAUGUGUUUAAUUGAGUUUUUUUUUUUUCUGCGCGUAUUCAGGAUAGUAUGUGUUUGCCUUUGUACCAAAAUUUUCUUUUGGGAAACAAAUAGUCAAAAUAGGAUACCACCACACUUGGGGGACUUUGUCUCCAUGAGAAAGGAGUUACUCACCCACUUUAACUGGGACUGGGUCUGGGUCUGGGAGUAUGCUCAAUGCUCAUCACCUGUCAGCUUGGUUGGUAGUGGUACUUUGAACAAAGCUGCACAUCAGGAAGCCCAAUCUAAAGAAAGCAGGAAGCAGCAGCCAUGGGGAUUCAUGAAAGAAUUUUUAGCUAAUAGUACAAUCAAUGUCACCAACAUAGAUCCUGAAGGGAAGCUACACAUAAUGCAAUGUAUAGCCCAUGAUUGCUAUGAUAAGUUUGGGGCAUUGACUUACAGGGACAAUCCUUGGCUCCAUGUAGAUUUAUACAGUUAUACCAUCUUUGACACUGAUAACAAGUUUGUUGCUGUUGGCUGUGAUACGAUAGCAUAUGUAGAAGGUGUUCAAGACAUCCAUUCCAAAGGAACAACCAAUAUCAAUGUAACAGUGACUAGUAGCAAAAAUCAUACAAGAGUUUGGAAGUUUAACCCUAGUAGCUAUGGCUUCAUUAUGGAAGAAGGUCAGUUCAACUUUUCUUCAAAUUAUCUUCUCGACUUGCAAAAUGUUAGUAAACUCCCUCUGGUGCUUGAUUGGUCAAUUUGGGACAUCAACCAUAUAUGUGGUAAUAAAGCAAAGGCAUGCCAAGGAAAUAGCUAUUGCAUUCCUGUUGAUGAUUAUGGAUAUCAAUGCAACUGCUCAAAAGGUUUGAAGGAAAUCCAUACCUACCUAGCGGUUGCCAAGGUAACCCAUUUAUACUCAAGCUAUCCUAAUUGCAAUGAUUGUAAAGAUAUGAUCUACACCAAUACAGUAGGAAGUUAUACAUGUCCGUGCCCCAAAGGUUACCAUCGUGUUGAAAUCAAUGGUGAACAAGGUUGCGUUGCAAAUCACCAACAUGAUUGCAAUCUAAUUCUGGUCCCUGUAGGCAAGUUUGAUGUUGCAAUAACAACUAUCCAACUACGAAGGUCUGCAAAAACAGCUAAAAUUUUUACAGCUGAAGAACUUGAGAAGGCUGCAAACAACUUUGAUGAAAGCAAAAUUCUACAUCAAGGAGGUUAUGGGACAAUUUACAAUGAAGCUCUUAGAGAUGGGAGAAUUGUUGCUAUUAAGAAGUCACACAUUAUUGAUGAAAGUCAAAAUGAGCAAUUCAUAAGCGAAGUGGUUGUUCUUUCACAAAUCAACCACAGAAAUGUGGUGAAACUAAUAGGUUGUUGCUUAGAGAUAGAGGUUCCAUUGUUGGUUUACGAAUUAAUUGCCAAUGGCACUCUCCACCAUCACAUCCACAAUAAAAAUAAGGCUUCAUCAUUGACCUGGGAAAUCUACUUAAGGAUAGCAGUAGAAACUGCUAGAGGGCUAUCAUAUUUGCCAUAUACAGCCUCUACACCAAUCAUUCAUAGAGAUAUAAAGUCUACAAACAUACUCUUAGAUGAUAGCUACAUAGCAAGAGAAUCUGAUUUUGUGAACGAAGCAAACAUUGAGCAGAUCAAUGAGGUAGCUAAUCUUGCAAGGAGAUGCUUGAGUGCGAAAGGGGAGGAAAGGCCUACAAUGAAGGAAGUGGCUAUGAAAUUAGAGGGAGUGAGAAGUAUGACAAAGCAUCCAUUGGUUAACGAAGCAUUGGAUGUAGAAGAAGCAGAGUACUUGCUUGAUGAAACGUCUGAUAAAUCUGGUUACCAUGAGUACUUUGAUGCUAGUGGUAGCAUGAGUGUCCACAACACCUUGCUAGACCAAGUAGGAUUUGCAGUUCACAAUGGGAGAUGAUUACUUGGUUUGAGGAAUAAUGAUUCAUCCAGAUGAAAGAAUGGAGAUGAAAGAUGCCGGUUUUGCUGAAUUUUUUUUUUUUUUUUUUGUUAUUUAUAAGUACUUUAGAAUUGAAUUAAAAUUUAAAAUGUAU